AUGGCGCAAGUACUUGAUAUCGCAAUGAAGAUCCCGGAGAGGAUUCGCAACUUACGACAGGAGCAACUCUCUGGUCUGCGUCCCCUCGGCGAAUUCUUCGAUCACCAGCGCGUCUCUCGUCCACAAGACACCAACGAAGCUUUCCAACGCAUUACAUACAACACCCGUCACUUUUCCGGCAACUACGCAGUCAUCGUUGCACUUCUUACCGUCUACGGCAUGAUCAACGACACCUUGCUUCUCUUUGCCAUCAUCUUCUUGGUCUUUGGAUUCUGGGCUAUCAAUCGUUUCGCGCCAGAACCCAUGCAGGUGGGGGAGCACGUCAUUACGCAAAAGAGCCUUUACACUGGUCUUUUCGUCAUCGGCAUUCCUUUGCUCUGGUUCGCGAGUCCGUUUGGAUUCAUGUUCUGGCUCGUUGGAAGCUCGGCGUUCUUGAUCCUUGGUCACGCUGCUUUCAUCGAGCCACCCGUUUCGAGCGAGUACACUGGUGUCGAGGUAGGUAUCGCAACAACAAACUCUGAAAGCGACGGUGAUAGCGCACACAUGCUGACAUACGAUCUCUUUAAUUUGACCUUUCUCCGUUAA
Molecule: messenger RNA, 585 nt
Organism: Ustilago hordei
Lineage: Eukaryota; Fungi; Basidiomycota; Ustilaginomycetes; Ustilaginales; Ustilaginaceae
Exons: 2
Coding region: 1-585 (194 amino acids)
Cellular component (GO): Golgi apparatus
Source: RefSeq, a predicted model, not a curated record